Molecule: messenger RNA, 3319 nt
Organism: Melitaea cinxia (Glanville fritillary)
Lineage: Eukaryota; Metazoa; Arthropoda; Insecta; Lepidoptera; Nymphalidae
Gene: wde
Product: myb-like protein X
Exons: 4
Coding region: 243-3041 (932 amino acids)
Biological process (GO): regulation of DNA-templated transcription
Cellular component (GO): nucleus; transcription regulator complex
Molecular function (GO): protein binding; transcription coregulator activity
Source: RefSeq, a predicted model, not a curated record
UAACUCGUGAAACAAGCGACAACAAAAUGGCGGCUUAUGCCAACCGCGCCGAAUCGGUGCACGACUGUACAUUCGAUCACUCUCUCUCCUUCGAGAUACUUCGACCGAGGGUUUUAGAUAAAUAUUCCAACUUCUUCUAAACUACAAGAAUACAAGAUCAGAUCACUGCCAAACAUUUCAAGACUAUCUACGUUUAGAUCAUACGACUUCUUUUCGCAAGAAGAGUUAAGAAAUGCUGAACAAUGCAAUUAAUUUCAAAAAGUGAUACUGACAUAUACAAUCAAAGGAAGAUGUCAGCGAUUGAACAGGAAUCGUUUAACGAAAAGUUCAUAAACAGUAGUUUACUAGAGAAAAUUGAUAGCGAAACUUGUGAUAUUAAUAAAGACUAUGUUAAAGAAAGAAUUGUGGAAUUUUUAGAUGAAAAUGAGUAUGGAGAACCUAAUGGCAUAAGCAAUAUAAGUAAAGAUGAUAAAAAUAUUUUAUUGAAUUCUAAUGAAACUAGUAAUGAUAUAAUUAGUAUAGACCAAACAGAAAAUAAUAAAGAAAGUAAUUUACCUAUAGUCUGCGAUCCUGAAAACAGUAAUGAAGCAUCUGAAAUUGUCACUGAAGAGAAAGAGUCAGAAAAAAUAAAAAGUAAUACGAGUGUUGAAAUGGAACAUAAUGAAGAGAAACAGACUGAUUUGCAAUCGAGAGAAGAUGAAAAAUUGAAUGAAGAACAACAAGCACAUAGAGAAACGCAGGAAAAUAUAGACAACCAAAAGAAUGCAGAACAAGAGAAUGAAGAAAAGCACGAACAUGCAGAACCUGAGAGUAAAGGAAAACACGAAUAUGACGAGACACAGGAAGUAAAAGAAAAAUUGGAAAGUGAACAAAAUAAGGAAAUAUUAACAAAUACUGAUUUACAAGAAAACAUAUGUGGAUUAGACACAAGUAUGCAAAAAAGUAAUAAUGAUAAAGCAAAGACAAUUACUAUUACAGAUACAGAAUCUGAUAACAGUAAAGAAAUAUCAACUCACAAUAGUAUUGGAAAUGAAAAUAUUAUCGAUAUUCAAGAUGAAAAAGAGGAUGAAAGUGUCCCAAUAAAUGAUCAAGAGUUGACCAACGUUGAUAAACAAUUAGAAAUUUUAUCAAAAAACGAAAGUGACAAUAUAAUAGAAAAUAAAGAAUCUUUAGAAAAAGAUGACAAUUCCUGUGAAAAGACAAUUUCAACCCCCAAAGAAAGUUCAUCGUGUUGUAAUAAAGAUAUUGCUAAAAAUGCUGAAGAAAAAUGUUUGGAAAAUGAACAAAGUAAAAAGGAACCUGUAGAAAAUAAAUUAACUAAUAAUAAGGAAUCAAAAAAUCUUUCACACAUAUGUAAAUUAUCAAACACACUAGAUAUUUUAUCUGAUGAAGACGAGGAACCUGCACAAGAAGAAUCUCUAAAAGAAAUAAGUUCGGUUGAAAAACAAUGUAUUAAUAUAGAUGACGAUGACGACAUUAUGCUAGUUGAUGAGGAAACUGAUACUAAAGACAAUCAAAAUGCAGCUGAAACUAAAGUAGAGGAUAAAGAAUGUCAAGACUCACCUUCUAAUUCAACAAAUAUAGAUAUUAUUCAAGAAAAAGAAACUGUGGAUGCCAAUAAAGACAGUCUGAAUAUUACAGAAAAGGAACCAGACACUCCACAAGAAGAAAAUAAAUCUGUUGAAAAUAAAUUAACACAAAAACCAUUAUUACCUGUUAACUUCCUUAAAAGUUGUAAAAAAAAUUUGGCAGACAUGACGAGAGAUGAACUUGAAGAAUUUUGUAUAUUAAAAAUAGUAGAAAGUGUAGUUGAUAGGAGUAACUUAAGUGAAAUAAAAGCUCAACUAAAAAAUAUGGGUCAGAAUAUUGAGGAGUAUAAGAAAAAAGCUAUGACGAUUAGUAAACAAAACAGAGAUCUGCAAGUAGUUUUGAAGUCUGUUCAAGAGGAACAGAAAAAGAAAUCUGAUGUCCCAAUCACUCCCUUAAAGAUCACACGCUCAGUUGGAAUGCAAGUUUUUAUGACAGAUAAAAUAACAGUAAGGAGAAAAUCCACCUUAAUAGGAAAUAAUUCACAAAAUAAUUUAGUUCCUAAUAACUCUCCAAAUCGUCUUAAUAAAAGCCUAUCUAAUCAAAGUCCAAAAACUCAAAGUAAUGGAAAUAAUAAUCAACAAAUCCCUGUGCCAAGACUGGUGCCAGCUAAUAAUACUAACAAUAAUAAAGUCCAGGCACCUAGUAUGAACACUGCUGCAAAAGCCCCAGCUACUGUCAAUUUGCCUAAUGGCAUUAGAACUUCACCUCCGGCUCAAAAACCAGAAAAGAGAACACAUAAUAAAAUGCAACAGGGUAAUUCUGUUACCGUUGACUUAACUGAUGAUGAGCCACCUUCUAAAAUAGUCCAACGAAAUGUUAAUCCUCCGGUCAGAUUGGUAUCCCCUCAAAAUUUACUGGCUCCUCAACGACAACCUUUUGGUUCUAAUGUUAGUAGUCCUCGAAAAGUAUACAUACCAAUAAGUGGUUCCCAAAAUCAGGUUAGGGCUGGACAGACAAUUAUGCUUAAGACUGUAACACCUCCUCAAGGUCCAAGACCAAGAUUUCCUCCAAUUUUACCGAAAGCAAAUUCAAAUACCAAUGUAAUAAGAGGGACAAGAGUAAAUAACAGGCAUCCUGCACCUUUGCCUGACUGCAUAAAACAGUAUCAACCUCCAAAUUGGAAAGAAUUACCACCUGCUCCAGAACUCAAACUGUCUAAAGUAGAAAAUGGAAUUGUAAUAUCAUGGAAAAUAGACGGAUAUCAAGAAGAAAGACACGAAGAAAUAGCGAGCUAUCAAUUAUAUGCUUAUCAAGAGUCGUCAUCUCCUUCAAGCACAACAUUAUGGAAGAAGAUUGGUGAUGUCAAAGCUCUACCUUUACCUAUGGCAUGUACUUUGACUCAAUUUAUGGCUGGAUAUAAAUACUAUUUUGCAGUUAGAGCUGUUGAUAUUAGAUCUCGACUGGGACCUUUUAGUGCACCAGGAAGUAUACUUCUUUUGAAUAAGAUGUGAGACUGAUGAUAACCAUUAUCAGAAAUGCUUACAAUGUCAUACAUUGUAAUUAGUUUGUGUAAAUAUUCGGAAAAUAGGUGUUUUAAUUUAUUAAAUUGUCUGUACUCAGGAUAUUUACUGGACUCAGAAAGGUGUUAAAAUUAAUCCUCCUUGUAUUGUCGUUAUUGUAACCUAUCGACACACUUCAUAAAAUGAGUACAUUUUUUUACUGUUUAGUUUGCUAGAAGAAUGAAGAUAAGUAGCAAAUUGUCUCUAAUAAAAGUCGCCGAGAAAUAUUA